AUGGCACAUCAAAGAGAAGAUGCUGAUCGUGAGGCAUCAAGACUUCGCGGUCAGUUAGGUGAAGUGAAUUCAGAUGCAAGAACUCUACGAAUGCAGUUGAAUCGCCUUAUAUCACAAAGCAAGUCUCCAAGUGAACUUAAUGGUCUAAAGAAUAAGAACUCAUCUGAUUCCCCGAGUUGUACAAAUUGUCAGAAGCUUCAGCGUCUCAAUGAUAUUUUACAACGUAAACAGUCUAAAAUGAACAUGUUUCCUGAUGUAAUCAAUCGUCAAGGGAACAUGAUGAAUCAUGCAAGUAUUGUUUGUGAGAACAGUACAUUUACUCAGAAAGCAAUACACAAGCCCCAUGUUAUAGAUGAUCUCGUCCAAACAGAUUUAUUGGAUGACAUUCCCAAAACCGACUUGAUCCAAAAAGUUGACAUAGCUACUGACCCUAUAGAUGGAUAUAAUAACGCUUCACCAUAUCUGCCCGUGGAAAGCUGUAAAUGUAUUCAAACGGAAUCAUUUAUUGUAGGUGCGUUUUAA
Schistosoma turkestanicum is the source of this 522-nucleotide messenger RNA. The record is from the annotation of a GenBank genome assembly. NCBI's taxonomy places the organism in Eukaryota, Metazoa, Platyhelminthes, Trematoda, Strigeidida, Schistosomatidae.